Aspergillus versicolor CBS 583.65 is the source of this 1737-nucleotide messenger RNA. RefSeq names its product inorganic phosphate transporter. The transcript is spliced from 5 exons. The record is from RefSeq and is a predicted model, not a curated record. Gene Ontology annotation, cellular component: membrane. Bases 1 to 1737 code for a protein of 578 amino acids. Gene Ontology annotation, biological process: phosphate ion transmembrane transport. NCBI's taxonomy places the organism in Eukaryota, Fungi, Ascomycota, Eurotiomycetes, Eurotiales, Aspergillaceae.
AUGCCGCUCCAUCAGUACGACUACAUCUUCGCCAUUGGCACCAUCUUUGCCUUCCUUGACGCCUGGAACAUCGGUGCCAACGAUGUCGCCAACUCGUGGGCCACCUCGGUGUCCUCGCGCUCCGUCAAGUACUGGCAGGCCAUGAUCCUGGCCUCCAUCAUGGAGUUCGCCGGAGGUAUCGGUGUAGGUGCCACCGUCGCUGAUACCAUCCGGACCAAGGUCGUCGAUCCCAAACUUUUUGAAGGUGAUAAUGCACCAUUGCUCAUGCUGGGUAUGGCCUGCGCUCUCGUCGGCUCCUCACUGUACCUCACCUUCGCGACCCGGAUCGGUCUCCCCGUUUCCACUACCCACUCCAUCAUGGGCGGUGUUAUCGGCAUGGGAGUUGCUCUGGUUGGCGCUGACGAUGUGACCUGGUGGGGAGGAAACAUCAACUCGGGGGUUGUCCAGGUCUUCCUGGCCUGGAUCAUUGCGCCUUUUCUGUCUGCUGCAUUUGCGUCCAUCAUCUUCCUCACCACCAAAUAUGCGGUCCUUCUUCGGAGUAACCCUGCCAUGAAGGCCUGGUAUACUGUUCCAGUGUACUUCUUCAUCACCUGUACACUUCUUGCUAUGCUCAUCGUGUGGAAGGGAGGCUCCAGCAGAAUCGACCUCAACGGAGGAGAGAUUGCUGGAACUGUCGUUGGAACUGGCGCUGUCAUGGCAGUCCUUUCAGCGAUCUUCCUCUGCCCCUGGCUGUACCGUCGUGUCAUCUGCGACGACUGGCAGUUGAAGCCCUGGCAUCUACUCCAGGGACCCCUUCUCUUCCGCCGCGGUGAAGUACCGCCUCGCCCUGACGGUGUCAAGACCGUGCAGAACUACUACCGCGGCCACAAGACGUUGGAGGAGAUUCAGGCCGAGCGUGCUGCAGGCAAUGACGAGGAGGGUGCCCCCAAGACCACUGGUGAUGGUGCAUCAGACGAGCCCAAGCCAGAGCCCAAUGUCAUCUCCAGCUCCAGCUCUGCCACUGCCAACCAAGAGAGCGAUGCGAUUGUGAUCACUGGACCCCGUCCUGAGGGAAGCAACUUCCACCCGCUGGUCAUCUUCUGGUACAUCAAGCGAGCGUUGUUCCGCGGUAUCGAGCAGGACGUUGUCGCUAUGCAGAACAAGCGCAACCUCCUCACUGGCGAUAUCGAAAUGACCCACGCUCACGCCGAACACUACGAGAACCGCGCCGAGUACAUGUUCUCUUUCCUCCAGGUCCUCACUGCUUGUACUGCCUCUUUCGCCCACGGUGCCAAUGAUCUGUCCAACGCCGUCGGCCCCUAUGCCACCAUCUACGCCGUCUGGAACUCCGGCGGUCUUAGUGGAGAUGGUUCGGAAGCUGAUGUUCCCUACUGGAUUCUUGCCUUUGGUGGCGCGUCCCUCGUCAUCGGUCUAUGGACGUACGGCUACAACAUCAUGCGCAACUUGGGUAACCGUAUCACUCUGCACUCACCCUCGCGUGGUUUCACCAUGGAACUGGGCUCUGCAAUUACCAUCAUCAUGGCCACCAAGCUCAAGCUGCCUGUCUCCACCACCCAAUGUAUCACCGGUGCCACUGUCGGUGUUGGUCUCUGCAACGGUACUUGGAGGACGAUCAACUGGCGUAUGGUUGCCUGGAUCUAUAUGGGCUGGAUCAUUACCCUGCCUGUUACUGGUAUUAUCUCCGGUUGCCUGGUUGGGAUUAUCAUCAAUGCGCCUCGCUGGGGAAUGCCCCUGUAG